This is a messenger RNA of Lycium ferocissimum, 1082 nucleotides long. RefSeq names its product putative glycine-rich cell wall structural protein 1. The transcript has a single exon. The coding region runs from base 111 to 827 and encodes 238 amino acids. NCBI's taxonomy places the organism in Eukaryota, Viridiplantae, Streptophyta, Magnoliopsida, Solanales, Solanaceae. The record is from RefSeq and is a predicted model, not a curated record.
AAUAAAUAUCCCACUAUCCCAUGCACAAACCUUAAAGGCACAAUCUGGACCAAAUUAAAAAGAAAAAAAAACCAAAAAAAACAGAAACCAUUAAUACUGCUAGCGUAAUCAUGCAAUCAAACACUUUCCAAUUCAUUCUUUUGAUCAUUUUCUUGAUCUCACCUCAUUCUUUAUCCUUCAACACCGGCGGAGGAGGGAUGACCUCAUCCAAAACCUCUUCAACCCCUAGUGGAGGAAGUGGUGCAGCUCAUGCACCUAACUGGGAUUAUACCUGGGGUUGGGAUUCUAGCCCUGGAGGAGGAUGGGGUUAUGGUUCCGGCUCAGGUAGGUCACCUGAUGGAUUAGGUCGAGGCUGGGGUUUUGGUUUUGCGUCCGGGAGUACUGGGUCCGAUACUGGCCAUGGUGGUGGUGGUGAUAAUCAUGGUGGUGGUUAUGGAGCUGGAGAUGGUUAUCGUGGUAGUGAUGGUCGUGCUGGUGAUGGUUCAGGAGGAAGAGAGAUGCCCUCGCCAGAAACACCUUCACCUUCUAGUGGAGGAAGUGGUUCAGCUCAUGCACCUAACUGGGAUUACAACUGGGGUUGGGGUUCAAGCCCUGGAGGAGGAUGGGGUUAUGGUUCCGGCACAGGUAGGUCUCCUGAUGGAUUAGGUCGAGGAUGGGGGUUUGGUUUUGGGUCUGGUACUGGUACUGGCAAUGGAUAUGGUUUUGGUUUUGGUUCUGGUUCUGGUUCUGGUCGUGGUGGUAGUGAUGGUCGUGCUGGUGGUGGCUCAGGUGAAUAUGGUGGCGAUAAUGCGCCAUCGAUUUCAAAGGAGAGAGAUCAUAAUGGGUAAACAUAUAUACUGUGGAUGUGUACUACUACACGUUCUUAUUACGAAUAUAUAUAAAGAGUAUGGUAAACUUUAAUGCACGUGUGUAAUAGGGUUUGAUAUGUAUAGUACAGAGAACACCAUGAGAAUAUAUAGUAAAUGAGUAUAAUAAUGGAAUAUAUAGCUAUAUGAUGAAUGUUUACAAAAAACAUUUUGAGUUUAUAUUCUAAGAAUUAGUGAAGUUAAUGUGUUUGAAUCAAACAGUUUGAUUAUAUUUCG